Messenger RNA from Fonsecaea multimorphosa CBS 102226, 1698 nucleotides. RefSeq lists its product as uncharacterized. NCBI's taxonomy places the organism in Eukaryota, Fungi, Ascomycota, Eurotiomycetes, Chaetothyriales, Herpotrichiellaceae. The record is from RefSeq and is a predicted model, not a curated record. The transcript has a single exon. Bases 1 to 1698 code for a protein of 565 amino acids.
AUGAGCUUCACAACACGAGACAAAGUGAUGCCAGAGAUGGCAUUCUCCAAGCUCACGCAGAAACACCUGGCUUUACUGACCGCGAUUUCGGUCUUGACGACAUCGGCGCCCAUACCAAAGGGGAGGCUGUUUCCAGGAGUGGCUAUCAAGUCUCUUCAACCAACAUCAUGCGACCAUCCUGGCAAUGCUGACUUCUACGGGCUCGGAAUCCGUCUGGGUAUCUAUCUGCAGAUCUUUUCCACCAUGUUGUUCAUGAUCGACCCGGAUUCCUCAGAUGCGCUUUAUGAUGCGCACGACAGCAAUGCUAUCCUACUGCUGGCAACUUUUGUUGCGGUAUUGAAGAGCACGCCAUCUCGGUCCAUUGAGUUGGUGGACGUUGUAAUCAUGCUUCGCAUGAUCUGGCUUAUCAUUGUUUGUGGCUUUUCGCUAGCUCAUCUCACAGAAGAGUACAAACGAGCAAAGGAGGCCAAGAAGCUGGCUGCACUCAUAACGACGCCCUCAGCCUUGGGUUUCAGAAUUCUCGUGGCUGGUCUGGUCUCAACUUACAAUGCCUGGUUCUGGUUUCGAGGAGUCGGCUACUUCCAGCAAGAUAAUCCCUGCCCGACGUAUGCAUUCUUCUUUGCGAAACUUACAGCAAAUGGUCGCCUCCAGGGGUUCUACAAGUUCACAUCUGUCGCCAUCAUGCUAAUGCCACAAACAUGGCUGUUGGCUUGUGCUGUUUUCUACGUUGCUAGCGUGGCAUUGGGCUUAGCCAUAGGUAUUGGUCUUGUGGUCGUUGUCUACGCCAUCUGUCUUCCGGGAGCUUUGGGAUGGAUUCUUCAUUCGAUCAUCGCCUCAGUGUAUGACAUAUUUCGAGACCCUCACCCGGUCCAGAAGGUGCUCCGGUUCACUCGCAAGAUGCGCAGAUCAGUCUUGAACUGGAGAGCCCUGAAGCGAUUAAUGGAGUACUCUGCUCUGCGGCCAAUCUCUGGAUACAUGCCAGUCAUGGACAAGCUUGCUGGGAAAUGGACCAGGAUCAGGCAACGCGGCACCAUGUCGGAACCCGGAGUAAGGAGGGCAGGCACUCUGCCCUUCAGAUCUCAAGAGAACAGGAUAUCGGCAAAGUGGGCCACGUAUCUGGUAGUUUUGGCUGUUUACUACGUGUUCUCCAUCAUCGGAAUCGAGUUGACCAUCUUCUGGAAUUCUGUCGAGGGAUCGUACGACAUUGGGUCGACCGGGCAACUUAUACCUUUCGUUAUCGGCAUUCUCACCACCAUCAAGGUUCUUGCUCGUGUUCUUAGCAGCACCGACGGCACCGCUUACAACAACUUCCAGCGGCUCAGGUUCUUCAUGAUCUCAAUCUUCUCCACCAGUCAUCGUAUCAAGCGAAGUUGGAGCUUCGACAUGUUGCAAAAGCCACCGGAUAUGCUGGGGCGAGUGAGACGUGAUCAUUGGUUUAGCAGAGCUUCGCGCAAGAAAUUGAAGCGUGCCGCGAGUCUCCCGUUCUUGAGGCGAUACGACCCGAGCGAAGAUAGACCUACAACUUUACAAAGGCGGACGGAAAUCAACAAAUGGUUGCGGAAUAUCCCGCAAGGUCCUUUGAAAGAGGCUCGGGUCAAGCUUCUCAUAUGGCAGUUCCAACACGGAGGGCAUGUUAACCCAGCACGGGAGCGAAGUUUGACAUUUGGGGGUGCUCUUGGGGCCUUGAUUGACCUUUGA